Messenger RNA from Trichoplusia ni (cabbage looper), 1791 nucleotides. RefSeq lists its product as uncharacterized. Bases 749 to 1414 code for a protein of 221 amino acids. The transcript is spliced from 5 exons. The record is from RefSeq and is a predicted model, not a curated record. Lineage: Eukaryota; Metazoa; Arthropoda; Insecta; Lepidoptera; Noctuidae.
CUUGCUUAAUGGUGUUUUGCAAACUAAUGCCGAGAAUACUCAAGAGCUUUUAAAUUACUUUGAAUAAAAUAUUAUGCAGCACUUGCCAGCUUGCGAACAUUAUUAAACAUAUCGGCACUUCAUAUAUUUAUCCCCCGAUGACCCGAAGCGCCUUACCGCAAACAGGACCGGUCUUAGAGUAGACACAUUACAUCUACAGGAUGCUAUAUAAAAGCAAACAUUUCAACAUUUUGAAAAACAAGGUCGUUUCUGAAUUAAGUCUUAACUUAGCCAAAUCGUUAGCAUUCACUAUUAAUUACCCACUCAACAAUAAUCAACUCAUUAUUACCAUCUAUUAAUUUCACGGUUGGAAGUAUAAAGGACUUCAUCUUUUCAACACUAACAAAGCUUGUCGCAAUCGGGUCACGGGUUUACUCUAAGCUGUCCAAUUUAUUUAAUUUACGUACGGUACUAGUAUUUGUUAUGUAAACUGAGUGUCGUAUCCGGCUUCGACCUCCAGAAGGUCUUUGGGUUCUGUAUGGUAUAGAGGUGCGGCGAAGCGGGUGGGUCUUCUCUGAUAUUGGAAGUGAAAGUGAAUGAAUGUCGGAGGCUUAAUUAGAGAGGAGAGCUGCGGCUGCGUCAGUCCCUCCGACACCGCCGCACUGUACACCUGUGCACCGCGUACACUGCCGCACGCGCCGCCACUACCGCUAGUCCGCUAGUCCGCACGCAAGCGCAUCAUCCGACUCCGUUCGACAUUAUCUCAAAGAUGAGCCGGCACGUGUGCCUCGCGGCCGUCGCCUUUUUGGCCGCCCUCUGCGUCGCUGAUGCCCAAAGACGCCUGGCUCUACCAGACCCCAGGAGUUGCGCUAACCGUGUUCGUCACUCAACUUACCGCGACGGCCGAGGAGUCCUCCACUCGUACUUCUUCAGUUGGGAACAUGCCCCCACUCGUAACCUGGAGGUCGACUGGUUGGACGCCAGGAACAUCUGCCGUCGCCACUGCAUGGACGCCGUUUCACUAGAGACCCCACAGGAGAACGAAUUCGUGAAGCAAAGGAUCGCUCGCGGUAACGUCCGCUACAUCUGGACUUCUGGUCGCAAAUGCAACUUCGCCGGCUGCGACCGCGCUGACCUGCAGCCCCCGAACGUGAACGGCUGGUUCUGGUCCGGAUCCGGCGCUAAGAUCGGGCCCACCACCCAGCGUAACACCGGCGACUGGUCCUACACUGGUGGAUACGGACAAGCCCAGCCCGACAACCGCGAAGCUGCUCAGGGUAACGACGAGUCCUGCCUGGCCAUCCUCAACAACUUCUACAACGACGGCGUGAAGUGGCACGACGUGGCCUGCCACCACGUCAAGCCCUUCGUGUGCGAGGACAGCGACGAGCUCCUCAACUUCGUGCGCUCGCGCAACCCCGGCCUCCGCCUAUGAAACCUCUAACACAUCGCACUUUCGCCCUCUAGUACUUUAGAUGGCUGACAUUGUACAAAACCAAGUGUCUUAUAUUAAGUUAUUUAUUAAAUUAACAAAUUGUUCACAAUUUGGAUAUUUUAAUCAAUAUUAGCCAUAACUACAUCUUCGAAUCGACUGUGACAAAAUCAAGAUCAUCUGCUGUCGAACUCCAUGGAUAUUUGAUACCUUGAAAUGGAAAGAAGGACAAUGAGAAGCAAGAUCCUGUUCGUCAGUCAUCAUCUAAACUACAUGCUAUCAUUAUAUUCUAGUAAUUUAUAAAUUGUAAAAAGUAUUUUGCACAAAUAGGAUUAACAUUUAAGUGUUAGAUUAAAUAAAAACAAUAUUUGUUUACAAAA